AUGGCGACCCAGUGGCUUGGAGCUAUCCCUCCUCCUCCAGGCGUCACGCCCAAUAUCAUCGACCCUCCGAGCCAGCUCUCCGGCAAUAUCGCCCUUCAUACAGUAUGCCUCACCCUGGCUACUGCGGCGGUCGCCAUGCGGGUUUACACCCGUACAAUCGUCACCUGUACAAAGAUGGGAGCAGAUGACUAUUUCUGUUUGGCUUCAUUUGUGCUGACAGUCGCAUUUUCCGGGUUGAUGAUAAAAUCAUAUACUCUGGGCAUUGGGCGGCAUUUAUGGGAUACUCCACCACUCUGGGUGCCACAUGCUUUGAAAUGGUUCACCUUUGCGCAAUACGUCUACUUGAUCCUGACCGCAACGAUUAAGCUCACAUUCCUUUUCUUCUACCGACGUGUCUUCUCACCACAGACGCUAUCAAACAUUUUGAUCACCUUCGGCAUCACCUUCGUGACCGUUACCCACGUUGCAAUCCUCUUUGCAACCAUCUUCUCGUGUUCCCCCAUUGCACGCGCAUGGAACAUUGCCAUCCCCGGCCGGUGCAUCAAUCCCACCAUUCUUCCAUAUCUAUCCGGUGCUCUCAGUUCGGCAACCGACUUAUACGUGCUUAUCCUGCCAAUAUACCCAGUCUGGAACUUACAUAUGAAACUGCGCCGCAAGAUCAAACUUCUUGGUGUAUUUGGUCUCGGUAUUUUUGCUGUAGCUGCUAGUUUGGUCCGACUUGCGGAAACCCCGGUUCUGAAAAGCAGUCCCGAUGCUACAUGGAACAUUUCUCGACUGGCUGUCUGGGCUGUCAUCGAAGCCAACGUUGGAAUCUUCUGUGGAUGUCUAUUGCUCCUCCCAGCAUUCCUUGACCGCCACUUGCCCAAGUCCAUCGCAUCCUCGAUCAAGGGACUAUUCUCUACUUCCAACAGCCGAAGACUCGAAAAGGGCGGCAGCUCCGAUGCCUCUUCAAAGCAGUACUCCUGGCCUAACUCAACCCAUAGCCACAAGGUCUCAGUAUCUACCUCUUCAAAGCAACACAGCUAUCAAGAGCUCAACCCUUCAAACAGUGUGCACGAUGCCGUUUAA
This is a messenger RNA of Trichophyton rubrum CBS 118892, 1068 nucleotides long. RefSeq lists its product as uncharacterized. NCBI's taxonomy places the organism in Eukaryota, Fungi, Ascomycota, Eurotiomycetes, Onygenales, Arthrodermataceae. The transcript is spliced from 7 exons. The coding region runs from base 1 to 1068 and encodes 355 amino acids. The record is from RefSeq and is a predicted model, not a curated record.